Cuscuta campestris is the source of this 978-nucleotide messenger RNA. NCBI's taxonomy places the organism in Eukaryota, Viridiplantae, Streptophyta, Magnoliopsida, Solanales, Convolvulaceae. The record is from the annotation of a GenBank genome assembly.
GUUGGUUUCGUUACUUGGAAGAGCUUUUGGUCAUUUCAAACUAAAGGGAGCCAAAAUUCAAAAUUCAAUUCAAACCUUUUUCGGCACCCCAUAAAACGAACCCAGGAAAAUAGGGAAUACUCCUCAAACCCUGUUAGAGAGAGAGAGAGAGAGAGAGAGAGAGAGAGACCAGAAUUUAAUCUUACCCCGGCAGUUUAAAGUAAGCAGAGAUGGCGAUGUGGGUAUUCGGGUACGGGUCACUGGUAUGGAAACCGGGUUUCCACUACGACGAUUGCCUUGUGGGUUUCAUAAAGGGCUAUCGCCGCGUCUUCUACCAAGGCAGUACCGAUCACAGAGGGACUCCGGAGUUCCCGGGCCGGACUGUCACUCUGGAACCUGCAGAUGGGGAGAUAUGCUGGGGCAUUGCUUACAAGAUAACUAAAAAGGAAGAUCAAGAAGUAGCCAUAACGCAUCUUGAAGUGAGGGAAAAGCAGUAUGACAAGAAGGCCUAUCUGGAUAUUUUCACUGAACUAACAUCUUCAGCUCCGGCCAUUUCAAAUGCACUGGUAUAUAUAGCAUCUCAAGACCCUAAAAUCAACAAGAACUAUUUGGGACCUGCAUCGCUUUAUGAAAUGGCCAGACAAAUUGUUCGGGCUGACGGGCCUUCUGGACCAAAUAGAGAUUACCUUUUUCAGCUUGAGAAAGCACUUGGUCUGUUAGGAUGCGAAGACAAACAUGUUACUGACAUGGCAGAUGAGGUGCGACGCAUCGUUGAAGAGGCCAUCUAAUCGGGCUUCUAAACCAGGAAUAUGUCUCCGUAUCAUCUCUUUCUUUAAAGUUUGGAGAUGCAUUGUGUUAUUCUUGAUAUUGUCCGUGAAAGUAAAAAUUCGUGCAAGAAAUUUACUCCAUUCCCUCUUUGCAAACAUUAUUCGCAAGGUCAAACAUAACUAUUUAGUUUUGUCUACUCAUUUAAUAAAGUAAUAUACUUUUGUCACCGUU